GUGAGGCAGUCUUUGGGUACUCCCCCCGCAGGGCUCUGGUUGCUGGGCGCUAAAACAAACGGGCUCUGUUUGCCCAGUCUGCGAUGACAAUGCCGUUGCCAAAUAUUUGCCAGCCUCAGGCAGUUGUGGAGCCCAGCUAUAAAUGCUUGCGCCCCAGGUGGAGGUGGGCCUGCUGAGUGAGCUCUGCAGUCUCAGCUUGUGUCUGCUGCUCCAGGGAACCCCAGAAUUUUGGGGACCUCAACAAGAUGGCUGCUGGUGUUAUACGGUCUGUCUGUGACUUCCGGCUGCCCCUACCAUCACAUGAGUCCUUCCUGCCCAUAGACCUGGAGGCUCCAGAAAUUUCUGAAGAAGAGGAGGAGGAAGAAGAAGAGGAAGAGGAAGAGGAGGAAGAAGAAGAGGUAGACCAGGACCAGCAAGGUGAGGGGUCACAGGGCUGUGGCCCAGACUCCCAGAGCUCAGGAGUAGUCCCUCAGGACCCCAGCAGCCCUGAGACCCCAAUGCAGCUUCUGCGCUUCUCAGAGCUCAUUAGUGGUGACAUCCAGCGGUAUUUUGGACGCAAGGACACAGGGCAAGACCCAGAUGCCCAAGACAUCUAUGCUGACAGCCAACCAGCCAGCUGCUCUGCCCGGGAUCUCUACUAUGCUGAUCUGGUAUGCCUGGCACAGGAUGGGCCCCCAGAGGAUGAGGAGGCUGCUGAGUUCAGGAUGCAUUUACCUGGGGGGCCUGAGGGUCAGGUGCACAGGCUGGGCCACAGAGGAGACAGGGUGCCACCACUGGGCCCCCUGGCUGAGCUCUUUGAUUAUGGCCUUCGGCAGUUCUCCAGGCCUAGAAUAUCAGCUUGCCGAAGACUAAGGCUAGAGCGGAAGUAUAGCCACAUUACUCCCAUGACCCAAAGAAAAUUGCCUCCAUCCUUCUGGAAGGAGCCUGUGCCCAACCCACUAGGCCUACUGCACGUGGGCACACCAGAUUUUAGUGAUCUACUGGCCAGCUGGUCUGCUGAGGGUGGUUCUGAGCUGCAGAGUGGAGGCACCCAAGGCCUGGAGGGGACACAGUUGGCUGAGGUCUAGUGAGUAGGCAAGUCAGGAGUGUGCCGGGGCAGAGUGGCCAUUUCUACCCUCAGAACAACCCAGCACCUCCUGCCUGUAGCACAGGCCCUGCCCUAGUAGGUCUGUCUAAGUAGUCAUGCAGUUAGUGCUCUCUCAAGAGGAGAGCAGGCCAUGAGGAUCUGAAAUUGUGCCAAGCCUGGAACUGUUGCCACCAGUACUGAGAGGAGAGAGAGAGAGAGAGAGAGAGAGAGAGAGAGAGAGAGAGAGAGAGAGAGAGAGAGAGAGAGCCCUUAUCCAGACCCGCCACACCUGGCUACCAGCUCCGGCUCUUGGUGGACCCCACUAUACACAGCAGGCCUCAGGACUCUGCCCAGGGGAAGUGAAUGGAACUCAGGCAAGAACUAUGGAUCGCCUGUACACCCUUGCCCUUCAUUAUGAGGCCAUUUCCGAGAUGCAAGUCAGUGGCACAGAGCAGCUGGGUUGGGUCUAAAACCAGGCCAGCCCUCCUGUCUCUGUUGGGCUAGAGCUGGUGGUUCCAUGUGUUGUGUCCUCAGCCAGGCGGGUGGCAGGAUUAGGGGCCACACGCAGAGUCCAGGUUUUCUUGAGAGGCUAGAAGAGGGACACUGCCUGGUCACAGGGACACUGCCUGAUCACACAGAAACCUACUAGAUGCUCACUCUCCAGAUUCACGCUCACAAGUGGCUUCCUUGGCACUUCAGUGUUAGUGAGUGGGUGGGUGGGGCUGAGGAUGUCUGAGGACCCUGUCCUCAGUCUUCACAUUUGUCCUCAUAGGCAACAGGGGUAUGUCCUGAGAGGUGUGGCCUGGGUGCCCCUGCACACAACUCCCAGGGAACCUGAGAGCUUGACCUUGCACGAGGCGGGGCAGGAGGGGUCCUUCAGGUCUAAUAACCUCAGGCCUUCUGAGUGUGGUCCCUCUCACUACUUGACACCCUUGUCAGGCCUGUGAGCUGUGGAAAAGCCAUUCCAUCAGAUAACAGGAGACUCUGGCGCCAGUAGGUACAAGAACUGGCAUGUUUAUUUCUGGAACACAGUCAGAGAUGUGACCUCAUAUGCAGGCUUCCACUGGGUCAUCGCUGAGGUCACUCCGGGCCUUUUCUGGGCCACCAAGUUCAAGAGGAAUCUCUUCCAACGAAGCCACCUGCCCAGAGACGUGGCUCAUACACAACACAGCCCCUGUGGCUGUGCUACUACCCUUGGGAGACCCAGGCUCUCAGCUGCCCACCUCACAGCCUGGUACACUCCCCAGGAGUUCACAGAGACCAUUGCGUCCAGGGCUACGUCCUUGAUGAAGAACCGCUGCCUCACCAGGGACAUGAAUACCCGCUUGCUGCCCAGGGUCAGUGGCCAGGGACCCUCCUCACUCCACAGGCGCAGCAUGCUCUCACGCAGGGUUGCAAUCUCCUCUGUGCGCUGCAAGUGCAGAGAGAUGGGGCCAAGAGGACCCAUGGAGAGCAAGACAAGUACAGAGAAGUGGGACUUGGAUCACAGUGGUGGGUGGCAGAUGUGUGUAUGUGGGGACUGCUCCUGUAGAGGAAGCCCAGUGGGGGGGGGCAGUUUUCACCUCCAGGAAGCACUGUUCAGCACCACCCAGCUAAUGUAUUCCGGGGCCCUGGAGAGAUGGGAACAGAGCGACUCGGGGCAGGCUGGCAGAGUGUGAGGGGUCAGCGGUUCUCCCAGAGUUUUCUCUCACCAGCUUGGUCUCAUUAUUAAACUUCAGGUUCUGGAUGGUUUUGUUGGCCUGAA
Mus musculus (house mouse) is the source of this 2810-nucleotide messenger RNA. RefSeq names its product proline and glutamate rich with coiled coil 1 (gene Percc1). The record is from RefSeq and is marked validated. Lineage: Eukaryota; Metazoa; Chordata; Mammalia; Rodentia; Muridae. The coding region runs from base 246 to 1067 and encodes 273 amino acids. The transcript has 2 exons.